This is a messenger RNA of Callorhinus ursinus (northern fur seal), 1179 nucleotides long. It is a transcript of the gene NKX6-3, whose product is annotated as NK6 homeobox 3. The record is from RefSeq and is a predicted model, not a curated record. Lineage: Eukaryota; Metazoa; Chordata; Mammalia; Carnivora; Otariidae. Gene Ontology annotation, cellular component: nucleus. Gene Ontology annotation, biological process: cell differentiation; regulation of transcription by RNA polymerase II. Gene Ontology annotation, molecular function: DNA-binding transcription factor activity, RNA polymerase II-specific; RNA polymerase II cis-regulatory region sequence-specific DNA binding.
AAUCAACACCCAUCUCAGCCAUUACAGCUUUCCAACCCAGGUGCCGAGCCAGACAGAACAUGGCAAUGGGCUCCAGCAGAGGCACAAAUGAUUCCUCGGAGGAGGAAGAUGGGAGAAGAGAGGGAAUCAGGAAAGUCUGCUUGGAGGCGGAGGGAAAUGUUGCUUCUCUGAACUUAAAACUUCUCAUGGAGGGUCCCCAGACUCACAGGCAGAGGAGGGGUCUGAGCUGAGGCGUGGGGAGCCGCCCUUCUCCAGGACAGACAGGGAGAGAGCCAAGGGGCGCUGGUGAGGCCUCUCACCUGCCCCAGGAGCACCUGACUUCCGAGCCGCUGACGUAGAUGCUGUUCCCCGGGCCAGGGCCAGGCCGGAUGCCUUAGGAUCAUGGAGUCCAACCUGCAGGGGACGUUCCUGCUGAACAACACGCCACUGGCUCAGUUCUCGGAGAUGAAGGCCCCCGUGUGCCAGUACUCGGUGCAGAACUCCUUCUACAAGCUCAGCCCUCCGGGGCUGGGCCCCCAGCUGGCUGCCGGGACCCCCCACGGGAUCACAGACAUCCUGAGCAGGCCCGUGGCCACGCCGAACAGCAGCCUUCUCUCCAGCUACCCCCACGUGGCAGGCUUUGGUGGACUCGGCUCCCAGGGGGUCUACUAUGGACCCCAGGUGGGGAAUUUUCCCAAGGCUGGCAAUGAGUACCCGCCCCGGACCCGGAACUGCUGGGCGGACACGGGCCAGGACUGGCGAGGCGGGCGGCAAUGCGGCAACACCCCGGAUCCCCUGAGCGACAGCAUCCACAAGAAAAAGCACACCCGGCCCACCUUCACGGGACACCAGAUCUUUGCCCUGGAGAAGACCUUUGAGCAGACCAAGUACUUGGCUGGCCCUGAGAGGGCACGGCUGGCAUACUCGCUGGGGAUGACUGAGUCACAGGUCAAGGUGUGGUUCCAGAACCGAAGGACCAAGUGGCGAAAGAAGAGCGCCCUGGAGCCGUCGUCCUCCACGCCCCGGGCCCCGGGCGGCGCGGGCGCGGGCGCGGGCGGGGAGCGCGCGGCCUCGGAGAACGAGGACGACGAGUACAACAAGCCGCUGGACCCCGACUCGGACGACGAGAAGAUCCGCCUGCUACUCCGCAAGCACCGCGCCGCCUUCUCGGUGCUCAGCCUGGGCGCGCACAGCGUCUGA